AACCCACCAACCAAGCCACCACGAGUGAAAAAAGGUGCGAGUCACAGUAAAACUGAGUUCAAAGUCAUCGAACCCCGUAGAACUCUCGGAAAAGCACUUUCUCGCCCCUUUCGUACCUGCCAAACAACCACCUAUUCCCAUGGCCACACCUCAGAUCUUCUCCUCUUUCAAGUACUCCGACAGCCUCACCGUCGUGGCCAUUUCGUUCUGCACUGCCAUAAUCUGCGAGGCUAUCUCCUGGCUCCUCAUCUAUCGCACCAACUCCUACAAGUCCCUCCGUUCUUCAAUUGACAAGGCUGCCAAGAAGCUGGAGACGAUGAAAACCGAAUCCUCCGCCAAGAUCGCCAAGAAAUCUAAGACUAAAAAGAUGGACCGCGUCGAGACCAGUCUCAAGGAGUCGAGCCGCGACCUCUCCCUCUUCAAGUUCAAGUCCGGCGCCGUCGUCGCCCUUGUCCUCUUCGUCGUCUUCGGUCUUCUUAACUCACUCUUCGAAGGCAAGGUGGUUGCCAAAUUACCAUUCAGUCCCGUCAGGAUCGUUAUGAAGAUGAGCCACAGGGGUCUACAAGGUGACGAUCCAACCGAUUGUUCCAUGGCCUUCUUGUACUUCCUCUGCUCGAUUAGUAUUCGUACCAAUCUGCAAAAGUUCUUAGGGUUUUCACCACCACGCGGCGCCAGCUCCGGCCUCUUCCCCAUGCCAGAUCCCAAAACCAAUUGAUCUGGUUCACUGCGCUACUCUUCUUCUUCCUUUUUUUUUUUUGUUUUAAAUUCAAAUUAUGAUUGUUAUGUUCUAGAUCAUACGGAGCUGACCGUUGUUCUAAUUUUAAGCUUCCUGAAAGUAUAAUUGUCUGACUCUCUAAUGAGAAGUAGGAUCGAUAUGAAUGGUAAUUGAGGUGAAUUUGAAUUGGUUGAGCUUUUCAA
Messenger RNA from Juglans microcarpa x Juglans regia, 918 nucleotides. RefSeq names its product calcium load-activated calcium channel-like. Bases 140 to 715 code for a protein of 191 amino acids. The record is from RefSeq and is a predicted model, not a curated record. Gene Ontology annotation, biological process: endoplasmic reticulum calcium ion homeostasis. Gene Ontology annotation, molecular function: calcium channel activity. The transcript has a single exon. NCBI's taxonomy places the organism in Eukaryota, Viridiplantae, Streptophyta, Magnoliopsida, Fagales, Juglandaceae. Gene Ontology annotation, cellular component: endoplasmic reticulum membrane; cytoplasm.